AUGAGAGAGGUGGAGGUUAUCAUCGGGUCCCCUCUCGUCUUCCUUCCUCAGAACUCCGGCUACGUUCAUCAUCUCGCCGGGGGGCACCAGCUGCGGCGGGGGAGGAAAACCUCGGCUACUGGAUCAUGGCCGCCGAAUCUCUCCGUCCGCGGUGGCGGUCUCACCGGCAUCGGCAGGAUCCCGGUUGUCCCUGCGAACACUACAACCUCUCCAGCCACCAAGACCGCCGACGUAGCCAAUCGCAGCCUACUGAAGUACUAUGCCGCCCUUGCAUCGAAGCUUGCCGGGAGUGGCAGAUUGCAAGACUUCCUCAUGAUCGCAGAGAGUGUGCUGGCAUCUGACGCCGUUUCCGCUGGUCAGUCUCAGUUCGUGGCUCGGCUCGACACCCGGUUGGUCUCUAAGGGGCUGUCUUCUAUCCUCCGCCGGGGGGAGCUCGAGGAGGUUAUGGAGUUUUUGACGAGUGUCGAUAAGCUGGGAAUCCGGCCGUCGGCCUUGUUCGACAAUGUGGCAGCAGAGGAUCUCGCUGUUCAGUGCCGCCGGCUAGUGCACAACAGCAGGGUGGAGGAAUUCGUUCAUGUAAUGGAGACACUUGCUGGUUUGUUCGUGGACGACGUGCUUGAUAAUAUACAACAAACAUACAUCUCUCCUUCAUUGUCUGAACGUGAAAAUUCCGUGCUAAAAUUUCAGGAUACCAGUUCUAUAUCAAGCGUAUCGUGGAUCCAAUUCGGGUUCUCAAGAUAUUUGUCGAAAAGCGUGAUCCAGAUAUGGCUGUUAGGUACAAGACAUCAGUUCGCUAUUUUUAUUAUUUUCGGGGAAAGUGUUUGGUUCUUCUGUUUGUAUAUCUUUAAUGUAGUUCCUUGGCCCACAAGUUCUUGUUGAAGAGCUACAUUUUGAAAAUAGAUCACGUCGACUUAGUUGGCUGAAACUGAACAGGUUCAUAGGUAAUGUCUGAUGAAUAGAUUCACAGAAACAUCCAAUAAAAUGCUCUAAUUGCUUAUAAUUAUAUGUCGACUCUAAACAUUAGAUGCCCAUUUAAUAACGCACGUGAACUAUGUAAGAUGGAAAACAAAUCAGCUUGAGAAAGAAAACAGUAAAAAAAGUGCAAUGAGAAGUAUUACUGUGAUCAUAUGUUUGAACCUUUCAGAAACAAUAAGAACUCUACAUUUAGAACACAAAAUUCAUCUUUCAACAUCAAAAGAUACGUUUUUUUGAAGUGGAUUGUUCUACGACCUCAAUGAGUACAAAAAAAUAGUUUUAAGGGCUCAAAAAAUGCGUGUGGAAUCAUCUCAACUUUGCCAAGAUGAUGCAAAGUCAUCUAUGAUAUCCAUACUCUCGAGAUUUUUGGAACCAUCCCCUUACUCUUUACAAAACACUCAUGUGUAAACAAAGAGGAAAACUAGUCUGUUGAUUGACUCUCCAUUGUAUAAUAAGGAGGAUGGGACGUGAUCAAGUUGUCUGAACAUUGAGUCUGAGUCAGCCAACCCUGGUCACCUUAGGGAAUGAUGUUAUGUAAUUGAUCUUACCUGGAUUGAUGAGCGAUGCCAAACAUAACUCUAAAAGCGUAUUUUUGUCUCGAAUUUCACUCAUAUUUAAAUUUCUAUAUUAUAACCAUUUUAAUUUAGUUUAAGAUUUCAGAAUAUACUGUGACUUUCGCUCCACAUUUCUAAUUUUCAAAUGCAGAGAUAAAAGAUGAAUAUACUUUUUUUUUAUGAAGAUAUUUUUCAGUAUUACACGUCCUAGGUUUUCAUUCUGACGAUUGCAGCCGUUUGUUUUAAAUUUCAAAAGCAUAUUCACUAAUUAGUUUUCUGGACCUUAAGUGUUAAUUUAUGGAUUUAUGAUGACAUUUUUCAAUAGUUUGAUUGUAUUUUGAGAUCUUUACCUUUCAGAUGAUACUUUCCACACAGAUGUGACAUUAUGGAUAGAAGCCUCCUUGUUGUGGUGCUAUGCCCUAGGUUUUGAGGGUUUAAUUCAUCUAGAUAUGGUCUUAGCUGCUAAGUCAAGUAGGGCGAAAGAUCUGUUGAAGCCUAGUGGAUCUCUAUGACACCAACGCUUCCAAAAUUUAUGCAAGAGCAUUGGUGGGCCAGACAUUCAUGUUUGGCGAACGUCCACAUUUCAUGUCUGGUAUGCUUGGAUAGUUUUAUAACGAUGUUAUGAUGAUGGUGAUAUUAUGAAUGAUCAUAGAGAGUGAUCGACAUAAGUUUGAUAACAUUGUAUAACCUUCUGAAGAAGAUGUUGUAGAUGUAUAAACUUUGUUUAGUCUCGGUAUUUUAAGAAUACCACUGGCUUGCCAUGAUGGUACAACGGACGAGGAGUUGGAUGCUUUGUUGGAGAGAUUCACUGAAUUUAAGAUGUUUAAAUCUCAAGACUCCCGUGAUAGUUGUUCCAUGGAGAAAAGAGGAUAAUAUUUAGAUAUAAUGUUUUAAAGAGACCUGGCUUUUGUUCAGGAAGCUCUGGUUUUUGUUCAGGAUGCUUCGUUGUAGAGCUCUACUAUUAUAUUAUAGAAAUAUAUUUGAUCCCGAAUUUUUAUCAAGUUUGAAAGGAAGUUAUCUAAAAUUGUUUCCAUUCACUAUUAUGCUAGUUUGGAUCAUUUGAUUGAAUACAGUUUUCAUGGUUCCUCACGACUGUUUUGUCCUGUGGUAGCUGAGGGACAAAUAGCUGUGGGAGUGUUGAUGUUUCUAGAAAAUUUGCCAAACAACGUUUUGAAUUUUGAGCUCGAUCCUGGUUAGUCAAAUUGGCACGUUGAAACUUUGACUAGAAUCAUGUUCGAAUUUCUUAGGACAUUUUUAUCCUUCAAACAAGAGUAUUCAAUGACCUGAUUACACAUUCGGACAUCUAUUUUUAUUGAUCCUAAUAAAAACGUAGUGCUAAUUAUUCCUUUAUUUUAGAUGACUGCUCAUGCAUAAAUUCAUUGCUAAUAGGUGGACGUUAAAAAUUGGUAUAAAACUCUUCACAAGUAAAUUUUGUAAAGAACAAAAUAAAUUAUGGCAGUGAAUAUUAAAUUGACUAGCGUACGGUUACUGGUUACUGAACAUUCUAUUUGAGGGAGGCCUGAAGAAGGAAAUAAGAAUAGUCAAAGCCCAGGGUGUUGCUAGAGGUAAAAUGGUAAUGGUUCAGUUACAGAAAAGAUGCUGAGAGAGCAUUAAUGGCUGUUUCUCUAUCAGCUGGCCUUGGGCUUUCAAAUCACUGGUCAUGGGCUGAAGAUAGAUUCAUCAGAUCUCUUCGUUCUCACUAGUGCACGGCAUCCAUACUCAUCCUUAAUCACGAGUCUGAACUAUAACUUAUGAGUUUAUUUCUUCCAUUCAUAUUUUCUCUAUUUUAGAUUUCUCCUGGCCAAUACUGUAUUUUGAGUGUUAACAUAUAACAUUUGUACGUUUUAAAUUUAUGAGACAUUGUAUCUUUUUUUUGGUUGGUCGUUCAUUUUCAACUCAAGUUGCCAAUUUGCAGAUAUGCCAGUGUUCUUCCACAGUCACAACUUUUGUUCUGUUCCAUCAUCCAAGAGUUCGGAAAGAAAAAAGAUAUAGUUUCUGCCUUGAGUGCAUUUGAAGCUGUGAAACAUAAAUCAGGUGGAUUUAACAUGUUUGCUUGCCGGAGCAUGAUUGAUGUUUGUGGCAUUUGUGGCGACUAUAUGAGAUCUAGGUCUCUUCUUAAGGUAACGAGUUCUGAUCGUUUCAUAUAAUUCUGCGUUUAACAUACGCAGAAGCACAGUACAUGUUACCGUUGCAUCCGAGGACACACACUAUUAAUGCACAUUAGUUUCCUUUUGCGCUAUGCAUGUGUAUAAUUGAAAACUUUUCUAAAUAUUUGGGCACUUCAUGUUUCCUCUUCGUUAUAAGAGGUUUAUGGUCAAAUAGUAAAUUUUAUAUUGAAGUGAGGAGCUAUUUUAUUGAUCUUGGAAUAUCACGAAGGAUUGUGGCAUUUUCCUUUUUGGAAAAACUCUGGCCUCUGGCUUCACCCAGUCAGAUUAUGUGUUUGAUUACGUUUGCAGAAAGUGAUUGUGAUUUGCUCACAGGGAUGCAUAGUUUUUCUGGAAGUGAGUCGUGCUUAACUUAAGGGGGGAGAGUUCUGUGUCUCGUCUAAAACCUGGCUACUCACGAUGAAACAAGGGUUUUGCAUCGAUCAACUGUCUUUUCAUAUGAAAUGAUAGAUUAUUUAUGAUCUGGAGACCUUAAUUUAUUUUUCAAAUGAAAUUUCCUGGAGGACGACAACAUAUAUUAGAAAGAGAUGGGUAAGGAUGAUAAAUUUUGAAAUACUUAUCUUUUCAUCUGGAUGAUUAACUAAAAGUAUUGUUGUCUUUUCAUCCUGGAAUAAGAAUAGUAAUUCAAAAGGUGCUAUAAGAUGUAUAAUAGAGGGCUAUGCACAGCAGAACGGGAAAAAAGGUUCUGAAGAACAUCAUAUUACAGAAAGGGGUUUCACGUAGUUGACUUUUUUGUGUUGUUCAUCAUCUUGCGCUUUCCAACUUUUGAUUAAUGAUAGGAAACAUUAAACUCUACUACUAUUUGGGGUGCUUUUGUGGAUCGAAGUGCUCUGUUCUAUUUCAAACACAGUAGACAUAUGAUGGAAUAUUAGGAACCAUGAGUGACUUCUGAUCGAAAUAUAACAGGAGAACAUAGAUAAACAGAGUUUGGGAAGAAUGGGGGAAGAACGAGGCCCACGAGGGAACCCUAAUGAUAACAGGGGAGUUUGAGAGGCCCCCCGGCUCUCUGCCUGUUCCUGGAAUGACAUUUUCGCCCUUCUUGCGGCAGCAAGAAACUUGGGCUGGAGACCCAGCAGUGAAUAUGCCCGGCAAGGGUACAGUACUGUGAUGGACUGGGGGCCCAUCAACAUAUUUCUUAAUCUCUUUUGCAAUGUAUAUAAUUUAGCUCGUAAGGUUUAGAGCUACCGUACCUUUUCAUCAAGCAUGUGUGAAACUUAAAUGGGGGUUACAGAAAGAGGGCGAAUUCACCGAAUCUUUUUGAUCCAAUACUGUUCUAUCCUGUCUGGUGAUGGAUUUAUUGCAUUAUAGAGUAUUGCUGUGCCAAAGUAUUGCAGGAGUAUCUAUUUCGCAUAUCUCUAUAUAGAUCUGCAUCCAAGUUACUAACUACCUUAUUUUAUGGGGAGUAUGUAUACUACUCGUGGCUUUCCUGCCUGCUAUAGGAAUAUUGCUCUUAAUCUUCCGCCUUACCAUUCUAUUAUCACCCCUUCAAUUUCUCCUUGUUCAGACGACAACCUUACAUUCACAUUUAUUUUAAUAACUUGCGGGGUUGCAACUUCCAAUCCUUGAUGAACUCUUCAUUCAUUAGGCUCAAAUGACAUUCAUUCAUUCUUUUUCUUCUUCAAAGUGGUCAAAAGGUGCGUCUUCUUUAACAAAAUCUCUUUUUUCAUUUUGCUGUCCAAAUAUGUUAUAUCAGUGACGAAUAGAUGUCAAGUCUCUCAUAUACCUUCCGGUUUCUUGAAGAGAAAAGUGUGGGGACGUUUGCUAGAAAUUUUCUUCAUUUUUGGUUUUCUCAUUUGUCAAGUGAAAAUUAAAGGGAGAGCUCUUCUAAAUAUCCCUUGUAUGUAUUUCGUUUAAGAGGUGUUACGGAGUCUGACCUUUUUCUCCUUUUUCUGUGUCACUAGUGAACCCUUAGAGGAGGUCAAGGUGCAUGAUUAUUUGUUGGGAUAGCAUUGAUGAGACCUUUUCAAACAACGUGAACUAAUUGUCUUGGAUCUACCUUCUUUAGAGUGGGUAUGCCAUAUAAUUGUCUAGAGAAUAAUUUUUGUUAGUGAUGAAAUGGGGGGGCUUUUCCCAUGAAGCUCAUCCAUGCCAAUUUUAUAGAGAAUCCAACGAAGAAUUAGUGGUGAUAUGCGCUGACCUGAUUAAAAGCUUGUUUUAAAAAAUAUAUUUGAUAAUUUAUUAUACAAUUAGUGGACCAAUUAGGUCGGGAGUCCUCUUAUCCUCUUAUACCUAUUAGUUUUUUUUUGGGCAGGGGCAAGUUACUUUCUUUUUGGUGAAGUUGUUGAUAUUGUUUUUAGAAGAUGCCGGAAACAACUCAGAUGAUAGCAUACUUUAAAAUUACUCUCCUAACGGAAGUUUAUAUGAUUGCUUUUGGAGCAUUUGCUUUUACACCGUAUUGAAUCUAUACUCGGACAUAUGGUUUCAUUUAUAAAUCUACUUUGUUCAACUAAAGUAGAAGUCUCUAAGGUUUUGAAAAAUAUUGAAAGGUUCAAUUUUAGACAUCUAGAUUUGACAUUCAUAUUAUUUUCACAUUGUCUUGAAUGUGAUAGCCGCAUACUUGCAUAAUUUUUACCUUUUCUACCUUAAUCACUUGAAUGCCGUUCUAACUGCAUCCUUUAUUGCAGGAAUUUCUCACACAGAAGCUAAUUCCGAAUACUCAUGUUUUCAACAGCCUUAUGAAUGUGAAUGCUCAUGACUUGAGCUACACCUUCUAUAUUUACAGAAAAAUGCAAGUAAUACUAUCACUUUUUUUCCUCAUAUCUUCAUAGGUAGGUUUAGUAACUUCGAGGAAUUGCUAAUUAAUAAUAUUUGUAGUUGCAAAAGGUAUUUAAUGCAUUCUUUUUCAUUCAAUUUUUCUCAGACGCAUGUGCUUGUAGAAUUUUCAUAGAGAAUCAAUGGCCAUACUAAUAUGGCUAUUUAUGGGCAUGGAAGAGUGAAAGAAUGAUUACGGUAAAUCGUAAUUUUUGUAUUGUGGGUAGUUUUAACCGGAUAAAAACUCAGAUUUACCGAGUACUCCGGUGUGGGGGGAGAGAAAAGUGCAAUUCAUUAUGGCUGCAUGCCCUUUUAAAAUGCUUUUAUCACCUUUCAAAGUUUACCUUCCCAUAAACUCUCCUUUGGUCUCCUUCUCCGCCUUAAUUCUCCAUAAGAAAACAUUCAGUAAUAAAACUAUUUAUAAAGUGGAAUAAUCUCAUGGUGAAAUGAGAGAUUUCCAAUAUUUGGGGAUCUCCAAGGCUAAUUCACUCUCGAGGCCUACUGUGAGGUUUUCGCUACGCAAUAUUCUCUCGGAGCCAGUGACCUACUUAAUAACAAAUUUACUCUUACAUUAAGGAUAACAAAGAAAUCAAAAUUUCUAACUUAUAAACGCACAUAGUAAGUUUAGAGAAGAGCUUUAAGGGCAUAGGUGGCUUCAGAAAGUCUUAGAAGAGGUUGAUACCACACCGCAAGAGCUUAAGUUUCACCUUGUACUUGAGGAGAGACGUGAAUCUUUAGGGUAAAUAACCUUUGAAUCCCAUGCGUGUUUCUCACUCCAUAGUGACUUAUUAAUAACCUGAAAGAACGACGCGUUGUGAUUAAGAAAAUCUCGUUGGUUGCUGAUACAUGCCAAUGAGUGAUCCACAUCUUGUUCCAAUAGUUAAAUGUGUGGAUAAUGCUGUUGACUCUGUGCAAUUUUAUUUUGGCUUUAAAUAGAAAAUGCCAACAGAUGGGGCGAUUCUGUGUAUCUUAUUUCUGUCCAAGAUCAGUUGCCAGCACGUGUUCAUGAGUUAUCAACAAGUCUUCUUCUGCAGUUGUCAACUACAAUACCUAGUAUCAUAUUUUUUCUUAGUUCUGCAAAGUUGUUCACAACUGGGUUGAAAUUACUUAAAUUUUUUUCAGUAGUCCAGUUUAGGUGUUGAUAACUGGCAAGACAUUCAAGAUUUAAAAGCUAUGAUAAAUUAUUAUAAAAUAAUUAUUUUAAAUAUUUUGUCACUUGAAUAGUGAGCAUUGGAAUCUGACCAAAAACUUGCCAUUUCCUUUUGGAUAUGUAGUUUGCGUCUGCAGAACCAAUGGUUUUUUGUCCAUGACCUGAGAGCUGCACAGUGUUAGAAAUACCAUGGAAUUAUAUAAACUUCAGUGACUCAACCGCUCUUUUGCUAGUGGCAAAAUAGUUUUCUUGGUUUAUUCCUUUCUUAUGCAAUGCAAUUUCUAGUUGAAAGAUGAUGCAUGUAACGUUAUUACGCUCUUUCUGGUCUACUCUUGAAUCUGAUGCCUUUUUUUCGCAUUCCAGAGCAUGAAUGUUAAAUUGGAUGUGGCUUCUUACAACAUACUCCUAAAAGCCUGCUGUCUAGCCAAGAGGGUUGACUUGGCGCAGGACAUUUAUGAGGAAAUAAAGUACAUUGAAUCGACUAGAACUCUUGAACUGGAUGUCAUUACAUAUAGCACGAUGAUCAAGGUGACUACAAAUCUGAUAUAAUUUUCUUAGUUUCGUCCAAAUCUCUGUAAUGUAACCUCUCACUUUCAGUCCUGCAAUAAAGCAGAUAGAUUAAUGUUUAAACCUAGCUCUGUCUCAUAAAUCAUCAACUACAGUUGAAUUCCCCAAUUGGAUUUCAGGCAUUUGCAGAUGCAAAAAUGUGGCAAAUGGCCUUGAAGGUAAAGGAGGACAUGCUAUUGGCGGGUGUCAAACCAAAUAUAGUGACAUGGUCUUCGUUAAUCAGUGCUUGUGCCAACACAGGCCUAGUUGAUCAGGCUAUCCGAGUGUUUGAAGAAAUGCUGUCAUGUGGCUGUGAACCCAAUUCACAGUGUUGCAACAUUCUACUAAAUGCUUGUGUCAAGUCCUGUCAAUAUGACAGAGCUUUUCGUUUUUUCCAUUCCUGGAAAGAGACUGGGUUUAAAGUUUAUUCUAACGUUGGGAAUAGAAAUUGCGUUGAUGAGCUAGGUAGCAUUCCAGCGAUAACAGGCAGUGAAUCAACUCCAGGAAUUGGCUUAUCUAGUGAUCAAGUUAUAGGCCACACUAAGGUGGUGGCUUUCAGACCAACAACUGCGACAUUCAACAUCUUAAUGAAGGCCUGUGGUACGGACUAUCAUCAUGUCAAAGAUCUGAUGAAUGAAAUGAAAGAGAUGGGUCUUUCUCCAAACCGCAUAAGCUGGUCUGUUCUCAUUGAUAUGUGCGGAAACUCGUGCAACAUGAGCGGUGCUCUGCAGGUGACAGGCUCUGCAACACAGUUUUUUAUUUAUUACUGACUAUUUUGUUCUCAUAGACUCUUUAUUCCAUGUGAACAUUUUAUCUCUAGUAAUUUUUCUUUUUCUUGUGUAUCCUAGUGUAUGUAUCCAUGCCAAUGGGUGGAUUGAAAAAGAAUGGGCUAUUGUUUCCGUGAAAACUUCGAAGCACAUGGCGUUAGCCGUGUGCUUAUAAUCCCUUUGGCCAAUAACACGUCAAAUAACGAAUUUUAUAUUUUUCAUGGAUGAAUGCUUCAUAGGUUGACAAUUGAUUUUUUAUUUAGAACUCACUGUGCAUGUCUCAUUUUCGUCUGUUUCUUGGAGAUUGUGAACCAUGAAGGUUAUCUUACAGGAAUCCGUCGUUCGUGUUUGUGGCUGUGUGAAAGCAUGAAAUUCUGGAAUCAGUUUCUCUGAUGAGAACUGAUUUUACAGAAGCAAAAAAUAUUCAGCUUGUAGGGAAUCUAUUUUCCUUCGAUUGGUUUUACAGAAGUGCAUACCCAUUACGCCUUUUUUAUUUUAACUUAAACAACCCAUUACGUCGCCAUAGUUGUUUCCAAGUAGAUCAGAUAGCAAGCAACAAGUCGGUGGACACUUUCAAUCAUUCUGGCUUAGUUCAUACCUGAGGGAGUUUUUGAAAUAUUUCACUGCAUUAUCGGUUCACAUUUUAUUAUUCGAGACUACCACGUGUGAACACGAUUUGUUCAACAGUGAGAUUAAAGGUCUCAUUCUCUUAGGUACCCAUGUAGAAGUAGAACAUGACUCUUUUGUAUGGUAAACAAUCCCACGGUUGGUUCAGUAUUCUGUACGCUUGGGGGUAUUGCACUAUUCAUGUCCUUGUAUAUGACUCCAUGCAUUGCAUGCUUGAAAUCAUCAAAGUCUUUCUUUCUUUUGUGCAUCUGUCCCGUUGAGUGAUGACAUUUGAAUCUUUGCUUUUCAUCUUCUGGUUGUAAAUUUCUUCCAGAAAUCGAGGGCUGAGCUAUCCUUUUCUUCUGGUGCAGGCCUUCAAAACAAUGCGCGGGGUUGGAAUUAAGCCUGAUGUUGUAGCAUACACCGCUGCCAUUAAGGUUUUCUGCCGUUUAUGUAUUAUAUUAUAUUUUUAUUUCGGUCAACUCUUGGUUAGCGUUCUGUUUCCUCUGCGACUUUGUUUCACAGUUAAUAUUUUGUCCAGUGAAUAUGCUGAAUUGACUUCAACUAAAUUAUGACUGCUUUGUCUUCUCAUCUCUGUGAUUUGACAAGUUAUGGAUGAUCACUAUGCAAGUAUCAUUGUGGCUCUUUCUUUUUCGCUUGUUAAUGAUUAUGACAGAUCACUAAGAUGGCCGGAAUCAUUCAAUGUUCUUAAUUUGAUUUCAUGUUCUAAUUCGUAUGUUUGGAUCCUUUUCACUUAGGGUCUCUUCAACGUCAGAAUAUCUAAAACCAAGAAAUGAAAAUAAAGUAAAAAAGCCUACAACUCACUUUCUUUCAUUGAUGAUCUUGGGAUGCAGAUGGUGGGCCUUUUGGGCAAGAAAUUUUUUAUUAUCUCAAUGACCUCAUUUUAUUAUUCCUGGCAGAGGCUCAUAAAUUUGAAUAAAAUUUCAAAAGGAAAUUUGAAUAAUCCAAUUGCUUGGUUUCGUGAACAGAUGGUGGGCCGUGAAGUUGGUGUUCAUACGUUAGAAUUCUAUUGUCAGUAGGGUUGAACGUCAGCUAGUCUCUUCUCCUAGAUCAUCCGUCAUCCUUCAUCUUCCUUUGUUAGGAGCCUCAUCGAUCUUCUGCUUUUCUAGCUCUUCGUUCAUCCUUCCCUUUUUAGGUUGACCUGCUUCCGGCUCCCUGAAGGGAGCUCCCUAUGUUUUUAAGGGCUUGGCGACUAUCAAGAGGCCACCCAUGUGUAGUAACUUCCUCACCGGGGAUUCCCCACUUGGGGAGAGCCACGUGUGGGCCUCUUUCGGACUGCCUGGCUGGGCCAUGUAGGAGUUGCAUGUGAUCAGCCUGGGUAGAUUGGCUGCUAUUUUUAGAUAUUACCAUGACGUGUAAAUAUGAGUGUAAAUAUUUAUUAAGAAUUUUAAAGUUUAAAUGCACGAGCAUACAUGCACCUUCACCUUCCCUCUUUGUUGGGUGAAUAUGUUCUAUUAAAUGGCAACCAUUAUGGAACAUCCGUGGCAAAGGAUUCUGCAAUUUUCGUUUGCCACUGGUAAUAAAGAAUCACAGAAAACAAAAUUCUGUACAAAGCGUUAAUGGGCUUUACCAUCUACCAUCUGUUGAAUCUUUCUGUAGUCUUAUGAGUAUGGUUUCUUGCGUGCAGAUGACUGUGACGUUGUUUUUCCAUUUCUCUCAUAAAUUUGUCUUCUAUAUAAUUUUCUCGAGAACACCAGGUUACCCGAUUAGUUUUUUCUUGAAUAACAUAAGCUCGUUUUUCUCUGUAGGCGUGCGUAGCGAAUAACAAUCUGAAGAUAGCGUAUUCGUUAUUCGAAGAGAUGAAAAGAUACCAAAUACAUCCCAAUUUGGUAAUCAUCAGCAACUCGUGUUUAUUUAUUCAAUGUCUUUCUCAAGGGUUACUAUUAAAUUGAUCUCUAACUGCCAUAUAAUUCUCAUGAUGAAGAACUGUCAUGAUUAAAAUUUUAUGUUGAUGAAUGUGAUCAUUUUCCCAUUAUUUGGCGACCAUUUAAAGAAGCAGAUUGGGGGCUACUCGGAUUAAUGCUCUAACAGUCUGUUUCGCAGACAGAAGACGUUGCAAGUGUUUAGUCGUUUCUCUUGAAUACGAUGAGUCCCACGAUAAAACAAUUAACUAAUCCGAACCGGUUCUUUGCUGUGGAAGAAUCCAAUGAAAAACAAGAGUAUCCUCUCUCCUACACAUUUGGCCUGAUGAGAUAUCAUUCUAUGGAAAAAUACCCAGUCCAAGGUUGAGUAUCCUGUCCCUUACCCACGUCGCCACUUCCAUCCUGUUGCCAAACGGGGAAGUUUGAUUUUGAACUACCUCGCAGAGAGCAGGGAGAUUUACACCGAUUCGAUUCUUUUAAUAUUUUGACUUUUUGGGUCCAGUGCCAUUCAACCGAUAUCCAUCGGCUCUGGUUCAGUUUGGGCAGGUCAAUGCCUCUUUUGUCCAUUGUUGUACCACCCGGGUUCCAAAUUGUGAACUUAGAAAAUAGUGAUGGUAAUCAAUCUUUCAAAAGGGAUGAGACAUUUCAAGAUCAUUUUUUCUUUUCGAAUGUUGAUACUUGUGACACCUGGGGGUGUCAAUGAGCCCAACGCCUUGUCCAGUGGGGCGGGGCUUUGAUUCUCUCUCUCUCUCUCUCUCUCUCUCUCUCUUUCCUUCUCCCUCUCUCUAAGGACAGGUGCUUUGGGGGUCUUGUUAUCUGUGGUGUGCCAGACCAUUCAUUGUGUGGGUCUGGUCAAAAGCCUAUAUUUUGCAAUUCUUUAGGCCCUCUUCUGGUCCAGACCUUUAAAUAGAUGCCCGGUUUGGGCUGGACUUGCCAAGUCCCCAAUCCGGACCUGGGCCCACCCGGGCCAUUGACUCCCUAAUCGCACUGCAAAUAACUUGAGGGGUGAUUCCCGGCGAUACAUUUAUGUACUUGUGGUAGCCUUUCGUAACUCUUCUAAAUGCUUAAAUGGCUAAUCCCUCCCUCCCUCCCUCUCUCUCUCUCUCUCCCUCUUUCUCUCUUAACGUGUGGUUAUCCAGGUCACAUACAAUACUCUUCUCAAAGCUCGUACCAGAUAUGGUUCCUUGCACGACGUUCGGCAAUGCCUAGCCAUGUACCAAGACAUGCGUAGAGCUGGGUGAGGAUAACAAACAAGCGCUCCUUUUGUUCAGUGAGGAGUCGGUUCUUCACCUACCGUGGUUUUCUCGUUUGCAGGUACAGUGCAAAUGAUUAUUUUCUCAAGGAUCUGCUGGGGGAGUGGUGUGAAGGUGUUCUGGGCACCGCCACCGGAAGCAGAGGGCUCCUGGGCUUCAACGACCAUCUCCCUGAAACUUGCGAAAGCAGGGCCCAAAGUCUCUUCAUUGAAAGGGUCGCCGUUCUCCUGCAGAAAGAUGUCAGCGAGAACCAGGUGGUCGACCUCCACGGGCUCACAAAGGUAAAAUAUUUUUUCUAAUUUAGUGUCAAUUGUGGGUGGGUUUUCUAGGAUUGGGCCAAUCUGCUCUCUAUCCCACCCAGUUCUUGGCGUCGUCCAAAGAGGCUGGCUUGCAACCGUGGUGCCCUUUUUCUGCCAAACGGGGCUCGCGAGGCAGUCGCAAACUUUACAGACCGUUUCCAGUCUUCUCCUUUCGGCCUAGGCCCAAUGCAACCCUAAACCUGGAUGCAUAUCUCAUCCUUUAUAUAUCAUAAAUUCAGUAGGUGUUCCGUCAUAUUUCCCUCAGAAUCUGAAUCUCGCCUUGACCGCAGGUCGAGGCCCGGGUGGUGGUUCUUUCGGUUCUAAGGAUGAUCAAAGAGAGCUACGGGCCAGGUGACCAGACUCCCGAAAAUCUCCCCUCACACAAAACUCUUCCCGUCAAGCACCUCGUGAUCUCUCCUCCGAUGGCUGUCGCAGGCCACCCAAUCGACGAGGAUCUGAUCAUCAUCACCGGCAUCGGCAAAGAGAUCCCAGGCGAAGUCCACCGUGAAUGGGACGUGAAGCAUGCGAUCGUCAAGCUCCUGCAGGAUCAGCUGGGUCUCGAGAUCUUGGUCGGCCAGGGGAGAGUACCGGCCGGGGUCAAGGACGUGAACCUUUCCAGACCGGGCACGAGCUCUUCCGCCACUCCCCAGAGGAGCGGGCCCUCUGAGAAGAAAGCGUCCUUCAGGAGACCGGAGGACAUGGGAAUGCUAAGAGUCACGAGGGAGUCGUUACAGCGUUGGCUACAGAACAGGCAGUAA
Spirodela intermedia is the source of this 13707-nucleotide messenger RNA. NCBI's taxonomy places the organism in Eukaryota, Viridiplantae, Streptophyta, Magnoliopsida, Alismatales, Araceae. The record is from the annotation of a GenBank genome assembly.